This is a messenger RNA of Caenorhabditis remanei, 1320 nucleotides long. RefSeq lists its product as uncharacterized. The transcript has 7 exons. The coding region runs from base 1 to 1320 and encodes 439 amino acids. NCBI's taxonomy places the organism in Eukaryota, Metazoa, Nematoda, Chromadorea, Rhabditida, Rhabditidae. Gene Ontology annotation, molecular function: gap junction channel activity. The record is from RefSeq and is a predicted model, not a curated record. Gene Ontology annotation, cellular component: gap junction; plasma membrane.
AUGGUCGGUGGAUUCCGGAUAGGAAUGCACUUUCUGGCCUCAGCCCUUCGAUUUCUUGAACCAAGAGUAGACGAUGACUUUGUUGACCGUCUCCAUUACCUCUACACAUCCACAAUGGUCCUCAUGUUUGCUGUUUUGGUGUCGGCCAAACAAUAUGUCGGACAUCCGAUAGAAUGUUUUGUGCCGGCACAAUUUACGAGGGCAAUGGAACAAUAUACGGAGAAUUAUUGUUGGGUGCAGAACACUUAUUGGGUACCGUUUCAGGACCUGAUACCUCACCGACUAGACGAUCGGGAGCGUCGACAAAUAGGAUAUUAUCAAUGGGUGCCGUUUGUGUUAGCUGUAGCUGCAUUGACAUUUCACAUUCCUUCUUCGGUAUGGAGGAUGUUGGCUGGACAGAGUGGCCUCAACGCUGGAUUGGUUCUCCAACUCGUUUGCGGAGAACAGAAUGUAGAUCCAGUUGUCCGUGACAAGACUGUCGAUAUUGUCGCUCGUCACAUUGAUGAUGCUCUGAUGUACCAGAGGGAGCAUGGAGCACGGAGGAACAGUGUCUACAUAUUUGCAGUCGUGAAACUUGGAAAAUUCUAUGGAGCCUACGUGUCAACUGUCUACAUCUUUAUAAAACUACUCCAUCUGGCGAAUGUGAUUCUCCAAUUUAUGUUGCUCAACUCAUUUCUCCAAACAUCUGACUAUCCAAUGUUCGGAGCACACGUUCUCUAUGAUCUAUUCAUGGGAAGAGAAUGGAGAGAUUCUGGAAAAUUCCCUCGAGUUACACUGUGUGAUUUCGAGAUUCGAGUCCUCGGAAAUGUACACAGGCAUACUGUUCAAUGUGUGCUUGUUAUCAACAUGCUCACCGAGAAAAUAUUCAUUUUCUUGUGGCUCUGGCUCACUGUACUGGCGAUUGUGACGGCACUGAAUCUGAUAUUUUGGUUCAUUGCACUUGCUUCAAACACUUGUAAAGAGAACUUUGUGGCGAAGCAUUUGGAUAUUCAAUCGGAUCAGAUCAGUCGAUUUGUGCAUCGAUUUUUGAGAGCUGACGGGGUGUUUCUGUUGCAAAUGAUAGCUUCGCACUCUGGAAAUUUGAUGGCGGCAAAGGUAACAGAACAACUGUGGAUGAUAUUCGUUCGUCGAAGUGGAAAACCAGUGUGUGAUGAUAAGAUAGAGGAUCGUGGAUCAGUGAGAAGUACAAAUGGAAAUGACUGGGAAUCGCAGCACGAUGAGGGAAAAGCAUCGUUGAAACGUGGUGAUUCGUGGCAUGAGACGUCACUUCCUCCGCCGAUGCCUAGUCUUCCAAUUAGGACAAGAACUGAUUAUGUCUAG